CACCCAAUUACUGUUUCCCCCGGGUUCGGCUGUCAUAAACAUGCGAACGGAGCUCUGCAGAGGACAAAAAGCCUUUCAUCACACACCAUUUUUCUUUGAUGCGCACGCUUUUUGGUUAGAUCCCAGCAGCAAUCUCUUGAGUGAUACAUUAGGUUCAUGCCCGUUUCACCGACAAAGAAGUAACAUUUGGAAGCGACCUCUACCAUGACCAAGAGCCACUAUGGAGUGCGACAACUGCUCUCAGGCCAGCAGCGCUGCUGCGAGAAGUUUCAGGGGCUCGGAUGGCAGAGGCUGCGACUACAGAAGAAUCUGCAAAGGUGCUUAGAAGAACAUGUAGCAGAGUUUUUCCUCAAACAAAUGGAACACACCACAAAACUUCGCUAACAUGAGCUGCUCUACCCGGGAAGCUGAACACCUUGGCAAAUAUUCCAGAUUUGCCAACAAAGUAAAGAAAGGUUUUACUGCUGCAUAUCCAACACAACCCUCCAUUCCUUUUAAACACCAAGCAACAAGAAUUACAGAAUCAGAAAAAAAAGGAUUUAAUAGUCAAGCCAAAAGAUUUUAUCAUAAAAAGAAUGAUGUGCCAGGCCCCGGGUCCUAUAACAUUGUCCACCGGUCUCCAGUGUUCUGCAGUGUCUCCUUGUCCAGGAAAGGGACCUGCACUUUUCCUUCUACGGUGAGAGCCUUUCUGGGAGAGCAACUGAGUGCCCGAUUGGACACCAUUAUUUCUAAAUAUCCUGCAGCUAAUGCGUACACUAUCCCAUCUGAUUUUGCUUCAAAGAAAGACUUCAGCAAUUCUUGUUCCAGCAUGUUCCAGUUGCCAAUCUGUGUGAAAGCACUCAAAUCUGAAACUCCUGCCCCAAACCAUUAUAACGCUUCCAUCUCUUGCUGCCAGCAGCAAAAUAAUGUGUCCGCCCGAGCUGGGUUUAUGUCCAAAACCCAGAGGGGAUUGUUCGCUGCCGCUGACUCAGGACCGGCUCCAGGGCAUUCUGAUGUCAACGAAUCCCUUGUGAAGCAGUCGCCAAAGAUAUUAAUGUCUUGUUUUAAAUCAAAAACUGGCCGCGGAUUGAAACUGACAUCAACAGGACCAGGGCCCGGUUAUUACAACCCAAAUGAUCACAUCAAAGUUUCAAAAAAGUCCGUUAUCCCGAAAAACCCCGUCCUGAACUUCUCAGCCCAGCCCUCCUUGCCUCUGCCCCCGAAGCCACCUCUUCCAGGUCCUGGUCAGUAUGAGAUUGUGGACUACGCUGGGCCCGCCAAGCAUUUCAUCUCUAGCGCAUCCUUUGUGUCCAACACCAGCCGGUGGAUAAUGGCGCCUUCCCAGCCAGGCCUCCCUGGCCCAGCCACAUACAAGCCCGAGCGCCCAGGGAAGCAGUCUUUCCACUACAAUGAGGACAACAUAUGGGUCCCGGUGAUGUAGUGACACCACAAGAGUUCAGGGAGAACCUUGACCCGCAGGUCCCCAAUCCCAGCUCCCCAGGACAUUCGCGUGUUUUGUUUGUGGCUGCUGACAAGGUGAUCCUGCCCAGCGCUGUGGCCUGGCUGCUGAGGCGGCCUUCUCGCGAGCUGCCUUUGGGAGACUAACUCAGCACCAACUCCAGCCUUUUCCUGAGCAACAAGGAGUGUCCUGAGGCCCUGGUCACUUCCCCAUGCAUCCGUGCAGGUGGCUCUGGCGUGAUUCUUCCACAGACUCCGGGGACUCCUGAAGUGUGGGCUCCGCAGAGGAGAGUCCGUCCUCCAUGAAGGUAGCUGGUGGCAGAUUCCCUGCCCAUGGGCCUGGGGCCCAGCCAGAUCUCUGGGGUCUGCGAGGGCCGAGGAGCAGACCCAAUCAACUGCCCUUGGCUUCCAGACUCUUCCUGAUUUCUAAGAGCCAGGAAGGGCCAGUGGCACCUUGGCAGAUGCUCGAAGGUGUUGCCAGGCCCCCUGAACCUUCAAUGGCACUUUCCAGAAGAACGUGGAAGCUGGUCGCCUUUACUCAUUACUCACCGCUGUGGAGGCUGCGUGAAGUUUAUAGGCUCUCCUCCAAUAGAUGUGACAGCAUCCUAUGGAUCCCGGGCCCUGGAAACAGCUUUCCAAGGGGCAGGAAGGCCACCCUGUGCCCUGUGCCCACAGGCUGUCACCCCACCCUGCCUGCCUGUGCCUGCUCCAUCUACCCCCGCGCUGACCACCUGCGCCAAUGUCUGAGGGAGACUGGUUGACCAAGUUUGGCAGCUUUUAAUGGAUCCCUUCUGACUUGCCAGAUCUUUUCCCCUCUGCAAGGGGAAGACGAAAGAACAGAGAACAUCCUCUCCUUUCCCGAAUACUGAUGUUGUCCCGCACUGUUGUAAGCGGGGUCUUUGUGCACGCUCCCCACACCCCACACCGCAUUCCCCCGCCAGGCUUUCACUUCCCCACGCUUCCCUUGGCUAUGACCAUGAGGGGCACUGCUGGGCCUUCCUGUCAGAAUUGCCUGCUGACGGGCUUUCCCUUUGGGGAGGGUUGAGGGCGGGAAAAGGGUGGAUGGUCUAUUCCAUUAAACUGAAUUCUUGGUUCUCACAAAAGCUGGCCUUUUUGUCAACUUACAUUUGAGCAGAGGCCUCGUGGCCUUGGAAUGAACGGCAGCCUGGAGGGCCUUGCCAAGAGCGGCAGCUCUGGACUGAAGGGUAGGGCAGCCUCAUGCAUCUAUCUGCACAGGCCUGCAGCUCCUCCUGGAAGGCAAGCGCUGGCAGGAGCGCAGGGGCUCCAGGUCCAAUGCUUCUGGGGCUGUGGUGGGCGCUGGGGCUCCGGGGGCUGUGGGUGCUGCUGUCCCACAGUAUUCGGAGCAACCCCAACCAAUGGCUUCUGGAUCUGCCACUGCCAGUAGGAUGGGAAAAUCUUUACAUGAAACCUCCUGGCCACUCAGAGGGCUUCACCUCCUCUAAGUGAGUCAGGAGAGAGGGCUGGGGAGCGAAGAGCAAGCAGCUCUCAGCCAAUCAGAAUCCAUGUUCCACAGCCCACCUGGCCAGGCUGGGACCCUGAGCUCAGAGAGUCCAUUUUGUGGCCCUCAGCCUCUCUGAAGCUGUCACUGGCUACUCACAGCCCCAUCCAGCGCAGAGGUCCCCGAGCCCCAGCUAUUAGGCUCAACUCAGGAGCACGCCCGGGCCUCAAAGAUCUGAUUUAAUUGACCGCAAAGUUCUGAUUUAAUUAUCUUUAUUAAAGUUCUUGUGUGACUGAGAUUCUACCUCACCCCACGAAGAAUGGCU
Fukomys damarensis (Damara mole-rat) is the source of this 3221-nucleotide messenger RNA. RefSeq names its product sperm tail PG-rich repeat containing 1 (gene Stpg1). The transcript is spliced from 9 exons. Lineage: Eukaryota; Metazoa; Chordata; Mammalia; Rodentia; Bathyergidae. The record is from RefSeq and is a predicted model, not a curated record. Gene Ontology annotation, biological process: epigenetic programing of male pronucleus. Gene Ontology annotation, cellular component: germinal vesicle; male pronucleus; female pronucleus. Gene Ontology annotation, molecular function: histone binding; chromatin binding. Bases 386 to 1420 code for a protein of 344 amino acids.